AUGAUGAAGUGUGCAGUACAAGAGUGGCUCAGAAUAACUUCGUUGCUAUUCAUUGCUAAUGCCAUCCCAGCAAUGGUUGUCCCCAAUGCAACAGUUCUGGAGAAACUUUUGGAAAAGUACAUGGACGAGGAUGGUGAGUGGUGGAUCGCCAAGCAAAGAGGGAAAAGGGCCAUCACAGACAAUGAUAUGCAGAGUAUCUUGGACCUUCAUAAUAAGUUAAGAAGUCAGGUAUAUCCACCAGCUUCUAAUAUGGAAUAUAUGACAUGGGAUGUAGAACUGGAGAGAUCUGCAGAAUCCUGGGCUGAAACUUGCCUGUGGGAACAUGGGCCUGCAAGCCUGCUUCCAUCAAUUGGACAGAAUUUGGGGGCACAUUGGGGAAGAUACAGGCCUCCAACAUUCCAUGUCCAAGCAUGGUAUGAUGAAGUGAGAGACUUUACCUAUCCUUAUCCACAUGAAUGUAACCCAUAUUGCCCCUUUCGAUGUUCUGGUCCAGUUUGCACACAUUAUACUCAGGUUGUUUGGGCUACAAGUAGCAGAAUAGGUUGUGCUAUUAAUUUGUGCCACAAUAUGAACAUCUGGGGACAGAUAUGGCCUAAAGCAGUUUAUUUAGUGUGCAAUUAUUCUCCAAAGGGUAACUGGUGGGGCCAUGCACCUUACAAACAUGGUCGGCCCUGUUCUGCGUGUCCACCCAGUUUUGGAGGGAGCUGUAGAGAAAAUCUUUGCUACAAAGAAGGCUCAGAAAGGCAUUUCUCUCCUCAUGAACCAGAAGAAACAAAUGAAAUUGAACAACAGCAGUCACAAGUGUAUGAUCCCCAGAUUCAAGCAAGAGCUGAUGACAGUAACAGAAAUGAAGUUAUAAGUACACAGCAAAUGUCUCAAAUUGUUGCUUGUGAGGUGAGAUUAAGAGACCAGUGCAAAGGAACAACAUGCAAUAGAUAUGAAUGUCCUGCUGGUUGCUUGGAUAGCAAAGCCAAAGUUAUUGGAAGUGUACAUUAUGAAAUGCAAUCAAGCAUCUGUAGAGCUGCAAUACAUUAUGGAAUAAUAGACAAUGAUGGUGGUUGGGUAGAUAUCACUAGGCAAGGAAGAAAACAUUAUUUCAUCAAAUCCUAUAGAAAUGGCAUUCAGUCGAUUGGCAAAUAUCAAUCUGCCAAUUCCUUCACAGUCUCUAAAGUGACAGUUCAAACCAUUACUUGUGAAACAACUGUGGAACAAUUAUGCCCAUUUCACAAACCUGCUUCCCACUGCCCAAGGGUAUACUGUCCUCGCAAUUGCGUGCAAGCGAACCCACACUAUGCUCGUGUAAUUGGAACUCGAAUUUAUUCUGAUGUGUCUAGCAUUUGCAGAGCAGCUGUUCAUGCUGGUGUAGUUCCUAAUCAGGGUGGUUAUGUUGAUGUCAUGCCAGUAGACAAGAGAAAAGCUUACGUUGCAUCCUUUCAGAAUGGCAUCUUUUCAGAAAGUUUGCAGAAUCCUCCAGGAGGGAAGGCAUUCAGAGUAUUCGCUGUUGUUUGAAUAGGAC
Messenger RNA from Vombatus ursinus (common wombat), 1516 nucleotides. RefSeq names its product cysteine-rich secretory protein LCCL domain-containing 1. The transcript has 14 exons. NCBI's taxonomy places the organism in Eukaryota, Metazoa, Chordata, Mammalia, Diprotodontia, Vombatidae. Gene Ontology annotation, cellular component: extracellular region. The coding region runs from base 1 to 1509 and encodes 502 amino acids. The record is from RefSeq and is a predicted model, not a curated record.